Alligator sinensis (Chinese alligator) is the source of this 1857-nucleotide messenger RNA. It is a transcript of the gene TTYH3, whose product is annotated as tweety family member 3. The record is from RefSeq and is a predicted model, not a curated record. Bases 1 to 1473 code for a protein of 490 amino acids. The transcript has 15 exons. Lineage: Eukaryota; Metazoa; Chordata; Crocodylia; Alligatoridae. Gene Ontology annotation, molecular function: intracellularly calcium-gated chloride channel activity; volume-sensitive chloride channel activity. Gene Ontology annotation, cellular component: plasma membrane.
AUGGAAUGCUACUGGGGGGAGGCCCUGUUGCUGUUGGGUGGUGUUGCCCUGUCCUGCCUUGCUUUGGAUCUCCUCUUCCUCCUGUUCUACUCAUUCUGGCUGUGCUGCCGCCAUCGGAAAAGUGAAGAGCACUUAAAUGCAGAUUGCUGCUGCACUGCCUGGUGUGUGAUCAUAGCCACCCUAGUGUGCAGUGCUGGCAUUGCUGUUGGCUUCUAUGGAAAUGGGGAAACCAGCGAUGGCAUCCACCGACUUACAUACUCACUAAGACAUGCUAACCGCACUGUGGCCGGUGUCCAGGACCGGGUGCUGGACACGGCAGUGGCCCUGAAUCAAACUGUGGAACCCAAUCUUCUGGUCCUAGAGGAGAUGUUCACAAAACAAACAGAUUACCUGCAUGUUGUCCAGAAACUCCAGGGCCUCUUAGAUGACCUGGUUAGGCAAACCACUGAGAUCCCAUUCUGGAAAAAUGAAGAAUUGUCAUUGGAGGACCUGGCCACUCAGGUUGAUCUGUAUGACUGGUACAGAUGGCUAGGAUACCUGGGCCUACUUCUGUUCCAUGUCCUGAUCUGUUUGUUGGUGCUCUUUGGGCUCAUUAGGAACUCCAGAGCCAUUCUUAUGGGGGUCUGCUUUCUAGGAGUGUUUGCCCUGAUUGUUAGCUGGGGAUCCUUGGGCUUGGAGCUGGCUGUUGCUGUGGGCUCCAGUGACUUCUGUGUGAAUCCAGAUGUCUAUGUCUCCAAAGUGGUAGAAGAUCAUGCAGUGCUUAGUACUGAUACCCUGCGCUAUUAUAUUGCCUGUAGUGCUGGAUACCCAAAUCCCUUCCAGCAGAAGCUGUCGGGAAGUCAUAAGGCCCUGGUGGAAAUGCAGGAUGACGUGCUGGAACUCAUGAGGUCAACCAGCAGAGAAUACCCUACCUCCAAGGAGUAUCUCAUCCGCAUCCAGGAGGUCCUAAAUGCCACAGAGAUCAAUUUGCAGCACCUGACUGCACUGGUUGAUUGUCGCAGUCUGCAUCUGGAUUAUGUCCAGGCUCUGACAGGCUUCUGCUACGAUGGAGUGGAGGGGCUCAUCUACCUGGUUCUCUUCUCCUUUGUCACUGCUCUCAUGUUCAGUUCCAUUGUGUGCAGUGUCCCGCACACGUGGCAACAGAAGAGGAGUUCGGAUGAUGACGGGGAGGAAGAGUCUGCUGCUCAAGGGAAUAGACAAACCCAUGAUAAUCUGUACAGGGUGCAUAUGCCCAGCCUCUACAGCUGUGGGAGUAGUUAUGGCAGCGAGACCAGCAUCCCAGCAGCGGCUCACACAGUCAGCAAUGCUCCUGUCACAGAGUACAUGAGCCAGAAUGCAAACUUCCAGAACCCCCGUUGUGAGAACACCCCUCUGAUUGGCCGGGAGUCCCCACCUCCCUCAUACACCUCCAGCAUGAGAGCCAAAUACCUCGCCACCAACCAACCUCGCCCAGACUCUGGCAGUGUGCAUUAAAAAUAACACACAGUAAAACUAAACAGAUGUGCCAACUGCUGUGCCCCCCACCUGUGCUGUCCUCAACCCUGCUGUCCUGCCCCAAACCCAGCGCAGAUCCUCCUCCUCCUCCUCCUCCUCUUGUUUCUCCAGUACAAAUCACCCCUCCAACCUGGUACCUGUCUAUUGGGAAUCUGAAUGGAAGCCCCUUCCAAAUUAAACUUACACCUAGCUGUACCUGGUAGGGGAAGGAAGAGAGAGAGAAUGAGCAUACACAUGCAAGCAUCUGAAAAAAAGAUCACCAGCUCAUCUAGGUUUGCUGUGUUCGGGGCCAGCCUAUCGGGAAAUGUUUGCAAACACCUCUGUUUCUGACCUUCCCCACUCUCCCUCCCCCCCCCCCCCCCC